CACGUUCAGUCAUCGCCAUGAUGAAGAUUGAUAUUCACAAUCAUAUUUUACCAAAGGAGUGGCCUGACUUGAAACAGAGAUAUGGAUAUGAUGGGUUUGUCCAGCUUCAUCAUCACUGCAAACCGGUUUUAGGGGGUGGAGUCAGCCCCUGGACUCCACCCACCUCUUCUGCACAACGUGCCUAUUUGUAACUGGUAUUGCAGCUUUGCACCUCCGAGGGUCAAGCUGAGAUGAUGAAGGAUGGGAAGCUGUUUCGUGUGAUAGAUGAAAAUUGCUGGGAUGCCGAUGCACGCAUACGGGACAUGGAUCAGCAUGGUGUCACAGUUCAAGCUCUCUCAACUGUUCCUGUGAUGUUCAGUUAUUGGGCCAAACCUCAUGACACACUGGAUCUCUGUGUCCUUCUAAAUGACAAUUUGGCCCAGACAGUACGCAGCCAUCCCAAGAGGUUUGUGGGCCUGGGCACGCUGCCCAUGCAGGCCCCUGACUUGGCAGUGAUGGAAAUGAGGCGCUGUGUGAAGGAGCUGGGCUUCCCUGGGGUCCAGAUUGGCUCACACAUCAACAACUGGGACCUUAAUACUUCAGAGCUCUAUCCUUUCUUUGCUGCAGCAGAGGAGCUGGGCUGCUCCAUUUUUAUCCACCCAUGGGACAUGCAGACAGAUGGGAGGAUGGCUAAGUAUUGGCUCCCCUGGCUGGUGGGCAUGCCGUCAGAGACGACCAUCGCUAUUUGCUCGAUGAUUUUUGGAGGCAUCUUCGAGAAAUUCCCUAAACUCAAAGUCUGCUUUGCUCAUGGAGGUGGUUCUUUCCCAUUCACCGUUGGCAGGAUUGAGCAUGGCCACAAAGUCCGCCCUGAUCUGUGUGCAGCUGACAAUAAGACAAGUCCACGUAAAUACCUGGGUUCCUUCUACACCGAUUCCUUGGUUCAUGACCCCAUCUCCAUGAAGCUGCUUGUUGACGUUAUUGGAAAAGAUAAAGUAAUGCUGGGGACUGAUUAUCCAUUCCCACUUGGUGAACUGCAGCCUGGAUCAUUAAUAGACUCCAUGGAUGAGUUUGAUGACACACUUAAGGAAAAACUGCUUGCAGGAAAUGCGUUGGAAUUUUUGGGACUGAAACGAGAGCAGUUUAUGUAACAUACCAGUCAAUGACUACUCCAACGUCUACAUGAUUAAUUGCAUGCUUUAUUCACAUAUUCAUUUUUGUGUGGCAUUUGUGAAGCAAAAGAACAAAAAAUUAAAGAAAAAUUUAGAUUGAUACAGUUUGAUGUUUUAUCGCCUCUCAGCACCUACAUGAAACCUGUUCAGUAUUCUUCUUACUCACGGUACAAUCAUUUUUACUUAGCCAGUAUACUCUAACAUUCUUUAUGAAAUGAUGGGAAAAAGACAUUUGUCCUCUUUAUUUCUCAUUUGUGAAGGGAUUCCAGCUGCCUUGUAAAAUAAACAAGUUUCUAUAA
Molecule: messenger RNA, 1447 nt
Organism: Cololabis saira (Pacific saury)
Lineage: Eukaryota; Metazoa; Chordata; Actinopteri; Beloniformes; Belonidae
Gene: acmsd
Product: aminocarboxymuconate semialdehyde decarboxylase
Exons: 11
Coding region: 231-1127 (298 amino acids)
Biological process (GO): secondary metabolic process
Cellular component (GO): cytosol; cytoplasm
Molecular function (GO): carboxy-lyase activity; hydrolase activity
Source: RefSeq, a predicted model, not a curated record